This is a messenger RNA of Fomitiporia mediterranea MF3/22, 819 nucleotides long. RefSeq names its product ribosomal protein S10. NCBI's taxonomy places the organism in Eukaryota, Fungi, Basidiomycota, Agaricomycetes, Hymenochaetales, Hymenochaetaceae. Gene Ontology annotation, molecular function: structural constituent of ribosome. The transcript is spliced from 2 exons. Gene Ontology annotation, biological process: translation. Bases 1 to 819 code for a protein of 272 amino acids. Gene Ontology annotation, cellular component: small ribosomal subunit; ribosome; mitochondrion. The record is from RefSeq and is a predicted model, not a curated record.
AUGAUGCUCGCAAACCAGGCAAGGACUGGCAUUGCUUUUGCUGAGCGGCUGCUAAAGCAGGUAAUUCUCCCAAGAUCACUUCGAUUUAAUGGAUUUGCCACCGAGACUACGACAACAGCGCAACCUUCAGAUGAUGCUUCGCUUCCAACCUCCUUUAAAAGGCGACGAAAGGAACAGUUAAUGGUCAUACCGGAUGUGUCCGAGCGUGAAUACGCAGCGAAAGUCAUACACGGACGUUCCAUCUUCGCACCCAUUCGACACGAAAAGACGCAUGGAAUACCCGUUGCGAGUCUACACGUCCGAGGGUACAAUCACCGCGAAUUAGAUCUUUUCUUGCACUUUGCUUCUCAUGCUGCGUCUGCACUUGCGAUUCCCGUCAGCGAGCCUAUCCGCCUGCCAACGCAACGUAGCUUGUGGACCGUCCCGAAAGGACCAUUCGUGCACAAGAAAGCUCAGGAGAAUUUUGAACGGAAAGUACAUAAGCGUAUGUUGCAAGCGUGGGAUGCGACGGAUAACGUUGUCGAGCAUUGGUUACGGUACAUUCAGACGUACCCACAACCGGGAGUUGGGUUAAGAAUUGUGCGUUGGCAUCGUGCCCCGCUUGGGAUUGGGAAGAAACAUACGGAACGAACGUCACAGGCGCAGUUGAAGUCGCAAGAACUCGAGAAUAUUACGAAUCGACAGCGGGUUGAGGAGGUUGCGAAGAAUAUUGUGAAGCAGGAGAUGGCGACGGCUAAGAUAGAUGAGCCUACGCCCAAAGUGAUCACACAGAAGAGCGAGGCUCCAAAAGAGUCGAAUACACGGGAGAAGUCUGGAUAG